GCGCGCUCCCGCCUCCUCUCUGUCUCUGCUCGUGCCCGCGCAGUCUCUGGUCGCGCUCGUUCACGUCUCGCCGCCGCGGAUCCGCUGCUGCUACGAUGCCCCACAUCCACCACCAUCACAACAAUGUCCAUCAGUGCGAAAAACGUCACCUUUACGACGCUUUUUACACGCAUUUUACACGUUCGGACGGGAUGCGUUUGAGGUGUGUGAGUGCGUGAGAGGUCGGGGGUCAUGGAGAGGUCAGGGGUCAUGCUGAGGCGGGAAUCGGACUCACGUGGUUUAUUUUCUUCUGGAGACACGUCAGACAAUGACUAUGAGAUGGGUGCUGGCUGUGGAGGGGUGGAGGGGGCCUGUCUGUGUGACCCCAGCCCCUGUACACUGUAUUCAGAGGCCCACACCCCCACACCACAGAGGCCCUGGAGAAAUGCUGCAGGAGAGGAGACAUUUCUUUGCGAACACUGUGGAAAAAACAGAAAAAUUAUGACGAGGUACUCGGAGGGAUACGGCACAGAGGAGGAGUGUGGCUUGUCAGAUCCUCAGGGCGACAGUGAUGCAGACGCUGAUAUAGAGGACACAGACAGCAGACUGCAGGAGCCCGGGUCUCUGCAGCGAAUCAGCUCUCGACGUCGGAAGCGUCCAAGAAUCGCGCGUCAGGACACGACCGAGAGCGAAGACGACGGUGGCCAUAGCAACCGCACGCACCGCUGGAACCUACGCCUAAGCCCCGCCCACAGCCGACCCAUCCUGGAGGAGAGUAUCUCACAGGUGCGUCCCCUGAUCAUCUGUCGUCCGGGCGCAGACAGAGACGCCGUGAUGGAGUCCAGACGAUCCAAGCGGUCACUUCCUCCUCCUCUUCUUCUCCUGCUGCUCCUCCCACUCUCCCUCUCCGCUAUCAUAAUCAUGUCUUACCUUCUACCCUGGACAAGCGCUAGAUGAACAGUUUAGUUUUUUCCUUUUUUCAGUUCAAAUGAUUUGGGUGAUUUAUAUACAAAAAAAGCUGUGUUGAUCGGGUUCUCAUGCAUACUGGAAAAGCCAAACCUACAUUGGAGUUAACCAGGCCUUGGAAUGGUCAAAAUGUUAACUAAUAACAGAUUUUUUUGUGUGUCUUUUUUCCUAAAUUUGUAGAGCCAAUUCAUAAUUUCUUAUUUUGUCUUUGGAGACUGUUAAAUGUUUAUCUAUUUAUACUGGCCCUUUAAAGGUACACCAUGUAACUUUUCUGGUUGGCAGCAGACAUGUUGUUGCCUUAUCAGGAAUGUAUAACUUAUUUACUUCUGUGGAGACAACAUCACCAGGCUAAAUUACAAGCCAGAUGUGUUGAAAAGUGAUGCCAUUCACAGUUUUUUCUAUUUAUUUGAUACGUUUUAAUGCUGUGCAACAUUCCGGCAAAACAAUUACAGCUGCACAGAGACAAGCAAGUGACGGGGACCCUACUAGAAAAGUUAAAUUGUGGACCUUUAUUGGCUUAAACCUUUAACCUCCACUGGCUUACAUAAGACAUAAUACUGUAUGUUGUUUUUCUGGUAUAUUAAUGUAUUAAAUGUAUGUACUAAUAGAAA
Messenger RNA from Boleophthalmus pectinirostris (great blue-spotted mudskipper), 1556 nucleotides. RefSeq lists its product as uncharacterized. NCBI's taxonomy places the organism in Eukaryota, Metazoa, Chordata, Actinopteri, Gobiiformes, Gobiidae. Bases 232 to 936 code for a protein of 234 amino acids. The transcript has 7 exons. The record is from RefSeq and is a predicted model, not a curated record.